AUGGCUGAUUGGGGUAAUAUACCCAGCGAAAUAGCGAGUGUGAUUGCAGAACAUUUGGAAAAAGUAGAAGACUAUGAAGCUUUUGCGUUGGUUUAUUCAAGUUGGAGAAGAGGGGCGAAAGAAUGCAAGUUUGGGUAUGAAGCCAAGGCAUGGCUUAUGCUGCCAAGACGCAAAGAAGGUGGGCCGGAGCAACGUCAGUUUUACAGCCUCUGUAACCGCAAAGUGCGCACAGUGAACCUCCCUCUGUGGUUCCCCCACGGCUACAAUACGAGGCUGUUAUCGUCGCAUGGAUGGUUACUGCCCAGUGCUACUGACGAAGAAAGUAAUCUGUUUAUUCUCAACCCCAUGUCCGGUGCCAAAAUAAACCUUCCUAAGGUUGCCUGCUUGAUUGGCCGUUACCAUGCCUUUAUUGGCAAGGAAAUUCUCAAGUUCAUCCUAUCAGGGAACCCAUCCUCCUCUAGUGAUUUCACUAUCGCCUUAGUUGCGCCCGCUCCCAACUUUCUGGGUCCUGGGGUCAUCUGUUUCUGGAGACACGGCUGUGAAAGAUGGCAGACAGUUUUUACGGACAAAGAACUUGAUGUUACUUUUUACAAGGGAAACUUUUAUGGCGUCAACGAUUAUGGAAAUAUAUGGUGUUAUGAGUUUGACCAAUCAACAGGUCGUCCUCACCAGCGGCUUGUUGCUAAACUGGAACCUACCCGCGUUUUCACGAGAUACCUUUUCCCUAAAGAUUACUCGACUUGCAGGCUAAUAGAAUGCUACUUGGUUGAAUCAGAGAAUCGCUUGUUGCUCGUGAUUAGAUUGGUUUGGGCUGAAUUCUGCAACCCCUCAAUCUACCGAACUAUGUUAUUCAAGGUGUAUGAGCUGAAUGUUAACAAUGGAGAGGCAAAACAUGUUCCUGACUUGGGUGAUAUAGCGAUUUUCGUGGGUUGGAACUCAUCCUUUUCUGUAAAGGCAUCAUCCUUUGCUCAUGAUGAAAAUAUUCAUCGCUUUGAUGGCAUUAUUAAACCAGAACAUUGUUAUGAAAAUAGUUAUGCAAAUGCACCAUAUGUGUGGCUUCAGGAUCCAAGCUUAUGA
Messenger RNA from Chenopodium quinoa (quinoa), 1077 nucleotides. RefSeq names its product F-box/kelch-repeat protein At3g18720-like. Bases 1 to 1077 code for a protein of 358 amino acids. The record is from RefSeq and is a predicted model, not a curated record. The transcript is spliced from 2 exons. NCBI's taxonomy places the organism in Eukaryota, Viridiplantae, Streptophyta, Magnoliopsida, Caryophyllales, Amaranthaceae.